Molecule: messenger RNA, 651 nt
Organism: Fusarium venenatum
Lineage: Eukaryota; Fungi; Ascomycota; Sordariomycetes; Hypocreales; Nectriaceae
Source: RefSeq, a predicted model, not a curated record
AUGAGAGCCAUGUGGGUGUGGUCUCGUAUGCUUCGACUGAUCUUAAACCUUCAGGUGACAGAUCGGGGGUUCAAGCUGUCUCGCUGCUCUGCUUGCUGUUCAACAUCACGACUACCAAAUCUUGGCGAUUCCGUUGGACCUAUCAAGCGAGUAGAGCUUGUCUACGGCCCCAACUCACAGAGCCGCGGUGUCGCCAACGUGACCUUCCACAAGUCCGAUGGCGCUAGCAAUGCCUUCCAGAAGUUGAAUGGUCUUCUUGUCGACAACCGACCAAUCAAGAUUGAGAUCGUCGUCGGGGCUGCUCAGGCUGACAAAGUCAUUCCUGCUGCCAAGACCCUCGCUGAGCGUACUUCUCAGCCCAAGUCCCAGGCCAAGGCUCAACCCAAGUCCGCUGCUGCUGACAAGCACACCGCCGGUGCCGCCAAGGGAGCCGCGAAGGGCGCUGCCAACAAGAAGCGCCGCGGUCGUAGCAGUCGUCCUGCAAAGAAGACUCAAGAGGAACUCGAUUCAGAGAUGGCUGACUACUUUGUCGCCCCUGCCCCUGAGGUUGCUGGCAACACUGCUGCUCCUGCUGCCGCACCUGCUGCCACUGCUGAUGCUGAUAUGGAUGAGAUCGCUCAACUUGUAAUGAUGGCGAUGAGGGAGAAUUAA